AUUUGUUCAGACCACACUGGAGGAAGGGACAUUUCCCCUCCACUCGUCUCUCCACUUCCCCCUGCACGGCUCCUCCUUGGCCUGGAGCGGGAUCUCGGGGUGACAGGACAGUUUAAGCAUAACCACCCUCCAUGGAUCUUCCUUACUAUCAUGGCUGCCUGACCAAGCCAGAGUGUGAAGCCCUGCUCCUCAAGGGAGGAGCAGACGGCAACUUUCUGAUAAGAGACAGCGAGUCUGUGCCUGGAGCCCUGUGCCUCUGUGUCUCGUUUAAAAAGCGUGUUUAUAACUACCGAAUCUUGAGAGAGAAACAUGGAUAUUACAUUAUGGAGGCUAAGCCCAGUACUUCAAAAGAGGUCUUUCCAACCCUAGAGGAAAUAAUCUUCAAAUUUAAAACACCAGGUCAAGGAAUGGUGGUUCAUCUUUCAAACCCAAUAAUGAGAAGGAGCUUCUGCCCAAGAGAGAGAAGAUUGAAGCUAGAGUUGAAUGUUUAUGAGAACACUGAGGAGGAGUAUGUAAAUGUCCUGCCUUGAAGACAAGGAUAUUGGACAAGGCAAGCUACAAAAGAGAUGGCUCUGCUCUCAGCUGCCACAUCGUCAAGUGUGAAUCUAAAACACCAAUUUCUAGUGGGCCACUGCGACCCUCUGAUUCGGAUAGCAAGAUCUGUUCUGCAGCCUUGGAGGAGCCAUUUCCCAGACGCCCGCCUUCUGGCACAAUCCUCAAGAGGCCCUAAAGCCACUACUUACUGACCUCUUACUCCCCUAUCUUGAAAUUGGACAGCCAUAACCCAGUCUCCUGUCUGGUUAGAGGCGGCUGGCCUGCUUCAUGGUUGACAGCUUUCAACAGGACAACGGGAAGUGAAGUUUCACACAGCGAGCAGAAAGAGCACUCAACAGUGACAUCAGAGCUCCCAUCCUGUAACUGUGACUUUAGAGAAAUCACCCCCUCGUUCUCAGCUUCUUCAUCUAUUAAAUAAUUGGGUGAUGCACAUGUCUUGGACCCUCCAUUGAGCCUGGUUCUGUCAGGCGGAGCAGGGGUCUGAGCAGCAGGAUGAGGACCUAAGGAUACUGAGAGGAAGCAAACAUGUCCUCCCAACCUGUGAGGUCGUGGUCCUGAUGGAGGUUGUGACCCACCCUGUAACUGCAGGUUUUAUCACAUGAGCUCCAGUUCCCAAAUAAUGGCUCAUUGGCUUGUUAUUUAUGAAUGUCUAAACCUUGAGCUAGAAUUCUGACAAAGUUUGUAACUCAAUUAACCCGUGUAUUCUAUUCUAUGUCUUCCGAAUUCCUGGUUACGUAUCCUCGGUUUCAUACCUUUCAUUUACUCCCAGUCUGGAUGGUGACAAAUUGUCCCAUGCCUGAUUAUUUCAGAGUUCCUGUCUCUCUACCAGAUUUUCCAUCUUCUAAUUCUGCCUCAGAUUAUUUUUUUUUUUGCCAUGGUUCAAUGUAGCCUUUCUUUAAUUUGUUUGAGGAAAUUUCUGCUUAUACAGAUUAAACAAAACUGUGGUAGGCUUUCUAUGCAUUUUAUCCCCGAAAACACCAUGACUGAUUUGCACGUAGAAGGGUCCAGAGGAGUCAAGCCACUAUAAAAACCACUUUCCCUGUGCUGCCUGCUGUGGGCUAGGCCAUGGUGGACAUGGCUUUGGGUAUGCUGGUCAUUAUGAUAGCUACAACCACCUAUUCUUUGGUGAUUCAAUGCUGCCACCUGGCCCUUGCUACUUUGUGGCCCCAGUUAAACACAUUGCAUUUAAUCCAUCCACCUGAGCAGCACUGUUUCUGACUCUAAGGUCUGGAAAUGACUGACAACAAAACUCUUCAAAUGUGCUGGCGCCCCUCUCACCAGUUUAUGUCUUAUAGGAUUCAUGAAGGCCAUGUCUUCUGGGUCUUCCCACUCUAGCACUGCAAGUUUCCUGAGCCUUGAAAUCCCUUCAUCAACACUAAGUUAGGGGAUGUUAGGCAUCUCUAACUCCUUUUCAGUAGGCUAGCUUCUGAUAGAUGCUUUAGGUAAUCAUUCAAACAAACUGCCUCAGAUUAUUGAACAUCAGAUUUUAUUGCCAGGUGAUCCUGCCACAGAGUACAGAGAUUAUUCCUACACCAUCCACAUUUCCUUUCUCUUCAGCUUGGGCUAGUCCACGCUGCUUUCUAAGCUUACCUUCUGCCAGAUGCUCAGUCCUCUGGCAACAGUUUUCCUGAUCCCAAUUCCACAUAUGCAGCACUUUGCUAGCUCUGCCUUCUGGUAAAUGUGAUUAAAACUAUUUAUUUUUAUUACUUUUCUGGUUAGCAUACAAAGAAAUGGGUGUCACUCCAACCUUUUAAUACCUAUAAUCAUUAUAUUCUGGGUUUUUGCUUUUUAUUGUUUCUUAAUUUGUUGUUUCAUUUUGCCUUGUUUUGUUUUCAGAUAGAAUCUUAGUCUAGCCCAAGCUAGCCUCAAACUGGAGGCAAUCUUCCUGCCUCAGCCCACUAAGUGUUAGUCUUCCAGGCACAAGUGACCACUUGUGCCUUGCAAGAACCCCUCUGUCUCCAGAGAGACUCUCUUCUGCCUAUAUCCCAUGCCUUCUCCAUUUUAGCUCUUCCUCCUGACUCAUAGUCUACUUUCUACACUGUGAUGUCCUCCAUAUGUAUUUGCACAUAUUAAUUUAAAUCUAGAUUUUGCAUAUAAGACAAAUGUGGUUUGUCCUUCUGAAUCUGACAAAUUUCACUUAAUAUGAUAAUCUCCAUGCCUGUCCAUCUCUCUGUGUGAUUACUAUAAGUUCAUUACAUAUGUGUACCAAUGUGUGGCUAGUUUAAAGAUGUUCUUCUUUGGUUGGUUCUAUUCCUGCCUAGGUUCUAAGAGCCAUCAGAGCAUGGCUGUGCCCAGCUUUUGGAAAGAGAUGAUGCACAGAAAUGUACCCUCUUUGAACACAGGAAUUAAGUUUCUGAAGAACUGCUUGAAUUGACUUUAAGGCACCUUGAAUUUUUUUGGCUAGUUCAAAAUGUUAAACUAAAGGCUGGAUGAACCUGUAACUCAAUGGUAGAGAACUUGCUUAGCAUGUGCAAAGGCCCUAGGGUCUAAUCAUGAGCACACAUAAAUUAAACAAAGUUAAUUAAGGCCUGGUUAGAACCCAAGUGUGUUGCUAUACAUCUGAAAUCCUAGCUACCCAAGAAGAUUAAGAGUUUGAGGUCAGGGCCUGUGUUCCAACUGCUCCUUCCUCAAGCAGAAUGGUGAUGGCGGUCUUUCAUGAGGAUCCUAGGGAAUCGGGGGAGUCUCUAGACCUGGAGGGUGGAUCAAUGUAUCAAUGUGCUCAUAUUCACUACAUCGUGAAGCUUUUUUGUUUUUCUUUUUGCUUGCUACAUGCUCUCUGCUUUUCUGGUUCUUGUCUAGGAAGGAGUCCUUCCCCACUCCAAGGUCAAGAAAAAAUGAGGCUGCAUUUUCUUCUAUUGAGUUUUAACUUUUACCUUCUACAUUUGGGGAGUAACAGUACAGAGAGGCUUUCCCCUUUUCACUGACAUAUCCAGUGUCCAGAAAACCUUCCACACAUAGUACAUACUAAGUAUCAGUUGAGUAAAUGAUGAAUUUAGACUUAAUCCUGUAUAUCAUAAGAGGUUCAAACCUAUCUCUUUCCUCAACUGUAUUAAGUCAGUUUCAUAUUUCACUAGUAAAAGUUCUAUUCGUUAGUAAUGUAUCUCAGUGAUGGAUUAGCUUAGUAAUCCAACUCUCCAAUUACUCAGAUUAUGGCUUUUUCAUUAUAAAAUAUCAUGUAUAAUAGAUAUCACAACAGUUUUAUUAACAAAGCUUUGUUAUGUCUUACAUCUUUUCCUCUAUAAAUUGUGGCUUGUUGCCCACUUUGUAGGGCAAAUUCCCCUCUCCAAGUUUUUCAAAACUAUCUUAGUUUAGCUAUUUAUCAAUCUUCCAAUAUAAUUGUAAGGUAACUUGCUUGAGAUGUUGUGGUAGAAUUUUGAAUGAAUCUGCCAUGUGAGCUUAACUAAACACUUUCUUUAAUGUGUUGUCUUGGUCAUGGUGUUUUGUCACAGCAUUAGAAAAGUAAGACAGGAAUGCUUAAAUUGUUUUUCAAUCUAAGCCUACUGUUAAAGUUCUUUUUUUAGUAAUAUUUCUACUCUUUUUUUUUUCUCUUUUUUUUUUCCGGAGCUGGGGACCGAACCCAGGGCCUUGUGCUCGCUAGGCAAGCACUCUACCGCUGAGCUAAAUCCCCUAGUAAUAUUUCUAAUUAAGGCCAUUUCAAGAUUUUUACACGAAAAAAGUCUGGUUUAUUGUGCUACCUUUCUGUGUUUACUAAGAUUGUCACAGCUCUUACAUCUUCACUGUGUUAUAGAGUUUAGUCACAAAGAUGAAUGAAAUAAGUAUCAAACUAUCCUUUGCAUGGUUUAACAUGAUGAAUUGUAUUUUAAUAAAUGAUUAGAUUUAAUGAGUUAAUA
This is a messenger RNA of Rattus norvegicus (Norway rat), 4406 nucleotides long. RefSeq names its product SH2 domain containing 1B2 (gene Sh2d1b2). The record is from RefSeq and is marked validated. Lineage: Eukaryota; Metazoa; Chordata; Mammalia; Rodentia; Muridae. The coding region runs from base 132 to 530 and encodes 132 amino acids. The transcript has 4 exons.